GUGCAUUUAUGAGUAUUUUCUUGCGCCGCGUAGACGCUAGAUAAUGCUUCUUGCAUUAAAAAAUUUACUAGACGCUAACUUAGUACGAACCGAAUUGCGUUAGAAGUCGGAUGGUUAUUUAAAAAAAAAAAAAAACAGAAAUACAUAGUACCAAGAACAAAAGUACAUACGAGUAUAUUAGAACGCGCGCAAUGUUUAGAAGAAUCACAUUGUUGCUGUGCUAUUUGUUGAGCCUCUUACUGCUCAUUAGCGCCUUAUCAAAGGCAAAUCAAGCUAGCAGCAGCACCUCUCAGCUGCCUACACAACAGCAUGAAAUAUCUGCCGAAUUGAAUACGCCUGGACGUCCACUCGCUAAACACGAAGAUGACAGCGGGUAUAACAACAUUAUUAGCAAUGAAAAUAGCAACAGCAAAUUGAGUGGACGUGACAGAUUACUUUUCUAUACGCUUCAUCACUUUGCGGUGCUCUCGAACUUUACUGUCCAGCAUGGCACUGAAGUUUUGCAAAAAGUUCUAAAAGAAGCAGCUACACUCAAUGAGUCCACAGAUGCUUUGAGAUCACACCUGCUUAGUUUUGCGGAUUAUAUAGCACGUGCCGAACAACUAAACGAAAAACCGGCCGAUGAAGUGAAGGUGGGCGAACUAUACGACAUGGUCGUACAAUUUACAGAGCUGGUGGACCGAUACAAUACAACCGCGGUGGAGAAUGCCUCCACUGAGACUUUGUAUUUAGAAAUAUCGUUGAAGCAGAAUGGAUUAGAUAAGCUACACGUGGAUUUCUUACAACACUUUCUCGAUUUCGUCGAUGGGUUCAGCGCUCGAAUGGAUAAUUAUUUGAAAAGUUUGAGGCCCGAGCAACGGUUGAACGAGCGAAAAAUGAUGGAGUGGUAUCGUAAGCUUAAUGAUGAAACGGACGCGGAGAAGAAAGUGGAAAUAUUCUCCAAGUUUUUUACACUAUACGCAUGAAAAUGUGCGAUAAAAUAUUGAAUUGUAAAAUAAAAAUUAUGCAUGCAUGUAUAAAUAUUUAUUUAUCGCCACAGUGUAAAUAAUAUUUAUGUAUAUCUAUGUAUUUAGAAAAGUGUAUGCAAAUUAUAGAACUUAAUUUGUUGUGCUAGUUAAAGAAAUAAAUCCAAAACGCAUGUACAGGAAGAACUUAUGAGAAUAAAAAAAAAAUUAUUAUGUAAAUAAAACAAGUAAAAAAGUCUACACAAGUUCGGGCGAAGAAAAUAGCACUUCCCAUCUUAUUAUAUAUUUAAAUAGAUGUAUUUUGUCAAUUACAACUAUAAAAGCUCAACAAAAAAUUCUUUUGUUAGUACACUAAUUGCUCUAAGCAUCAUGCCAUCACAAAUGGAUGUUUCUUUUUGAAGACUUUCCUGGCAGAAAUACCCUUAGGGGUUUACCGAGCACCGACUGCUAUUCGAAAAAAAAGCUUUUGUUUCUUGGUCGAAACAGGAAUCGUACCUGGGUAGGUGGAACUACCACUGAUUUACUGAUAACAUUCGAUUAAUUUAUAUGGGAACACUUUUC
Molecule: messenger RNA, 1526 nt
Organism: Rhagoletis pomonella (apple maggot)
Lineage: Eukaryota; Metazoa; Arthropoda; Insecta; Diptera; Tephritidae
Exons: 2
Coding region: 192-965 (257 amino acids)
Source: RefSeq, a predicted model, not a curated record